AUGCCCUCAGACCCGUCGAAGACUAGGAAGGGUGAAGAUGAUGGAUCAAGUUGGGCGCACCCUCUGGAGGAAUUGAAAGCCCAGCAACGUGUAAUACGCGCACCUAAUCUCGAAGACCCGGGCUACAUUCGCCAGAAGGCGAACAACAAGCUCUGGGUUCGUGAACGGAUCGCCGCUCUCUUGGACCUAGAUUCCUUUGUCGAGGUCGGCUCCGUUACAGGAAAGCCCGCAGUGGACGACAAAGGGGAUCUUGUCUCGUUUACACCAGCAAACUCUGUAACAGGCUUUGGACGGGUACGCGGUCGUAAAGUGUUCGUCACUGCAGACGAUUUCAGCGUGCGAGGCGGGCAUGCUGACGGGGGCAUCGGAGUGAAGGCUCCAUACGGAGAGACAUUAGCAUUGAGAUACAGGGUGCCCUUGAUCAGAUUACUUGACGGUUCUAGCGGAGGAGGCAGCGUCGCGCUUUAUCUUACCCUGGGAGCAACCUACAUCCCAACCCUCGCCGGACUCGGCAGGAGCAUGGACGCUAUGGGUGUCGUUCCUGUCGUAUCAGCUCUUCUCGGUCCAGUCGUCGGAUUGGCCGCUGCCAAAGCCGCCAUCGGGCACUUCAGCGUCAUGGUAAAAGGGCUGAGCCAGCUCUUCGCCGCCGGCCCCCCUGUCGUCAAACAGGCAACCUUCGAAAACCUCUCCAAAGAAGCCCUGGGCGGGUGGGAGAUUCACGCAACCAACGGAACAGUCGACAACGUCGCGACCUCCGAGCUGGACGCCUUCCUCCAAAUUCGCGCGUUCCUCUCCUACCUACCCUCAUCGAUCUUUGAAAUGCCACCCGUGUCGACUUCGAGCGACUCUCCUGACAGAAGAGAGGAAGGGCUUAUCAGCAUCAUCCCGAGGAGGAGGGCACGCACAUACGAUAUUCGGGUUUUGAUAGACAUGGUAGUGGACAAGGAUGGGAACCCGUACUCUGAAAAGUCAUCGUUCUUUGAGAUCGGCGCCACCUGGGGACGCUCCAUUGUUGCAGGUUUCGCGAGGUUGAAUGGACGACCUGUUGGCAUCCUCACAAGUGAUUGCAUGAUGAACGGAGGUGCAAUUGACGCCCUUGGAAGUCAGAAGACGGCCAAGUUCGUUACAUUGUGCAAUCACUUCGGCCUUCCGAUUCUGAACCUCGUCGACCAGCCAGGUUUUGCCAUUGGAUCUAUCGCCGAAAGAAAUGCCACGAUCAGACACGGCGCUUCCGCGAUGGCGGCCCUCUACCAAGCGACAACGCCAAUCUACACUGUUAUCAUUCGUCGAGCAUUCGGAGUCGCUGGAGGUGCCUUCGCUGACCCGGAUGAUGGCUUCGGAAACCGUGUGGCUUGGCCUUCAGGCGAUUGGGGCAGUCUUCCCCUGGAAGGAGGCAUCGAAGCAGCGUACAAGCGGCAGCUAGACGCGACUAGCUCGCCCGAAGAGCGAGAGAAGUUGAUGAACGAGCUCCUAGCCAAGUUCGAAGAAGUACGCAGCCCGCUGAAGACGGCGCACAAAUUCGGCGUUGAAGAGAUCAUCGACCCCAGGGAUACACGACCGCUGGCCUGCGAGGUGGGUGGCACUUUCGCUCCUUUUGGGUGA
Molecule: messenger RNA, 1602 nt
Organism: Cyclocybe aegerita
Lineage: Eukaryota; Fungi; Basidiomycota; Agaricomycetes; Agaricales; Hemipholiotaceae
Source: the annotation of a GenBank genome assembly